GGACUACAUCUCCCAGCAUGCCCCCGCGGCCCCGAGCCAGGCGAGGCUCGGUGAGUCAGAGCCGCACAGUAAAUAUUUGUAUUAGCCGGAGCCGGCUCGCUAAUGGUGGACGCGUGAGGCGGAGGAGCGCGGCGGCGGGAGGCAGCGGGCAGCGCGGCAGCGGCGCCAUGUCCGUGAACAUGGACGAGCUCAAGCACCAGGUCAUGAUCAACCAGUUCGUGCUGACGGCGGGCUGCGCGGCCGACCAGGCGAAGCAGCUGCUGCAGGCGGCCCACUGGCAGUUCGAGACGGCCCUCAGCGCCUUUUUCCAGGAGACCAACAUCCCCUACAGCCACCACCACCAGAUGAUGUGCACUCCUGCCAACACCCCCGCCACGCCCCCCAACUUCCCUGAUGCCCUCACCAUGUUCUCCCGUCUCAAGGCUUCCGAGAGCUUUCAUGGGGGCGGCAGUGGCAGCCCGAUGGCCGCCACGGCCACGUCCCCCCCGCCGCACUGCCCCCACGCCGCCACCGGCAGUUUCGCGGCACCGAGCUGGCCGACUGCGGCCUCGCCCCCAGGGGGGCCACAGCACCACCAGCUGCAGCAGCCGCCCCUGUGGACUCCGGCACCCCCCUCCCCGGCGUCAGACUGGCCACCCCUGGCCCCCCAACAGGCCGCCUCAGAACCGAGGGCCCACCCUGCCAUGGAGGCGGAGAGAUAAGGGAGGCCCCUCCCCCCUCCCGGAGGCCAGGACCCUGUGGGGCGGGGGAGAGGAUGUCUCUGUGGGCCCCCUUCACCCUGCUCUGUCUGCACCCCCGUUCCCCGGAGCCCUGGAGGGGAGAGACUGGACCCUGGUGCCAGCACACGGGCUGCCUGCGUACAAACAUGGGAGUGCAGGCACGGGGCCCCCACCUUGCAUGGAUGUGGUUCAGAGUCGUCUUGGUGCUGGUGGACAGAACUUCAGAGAACAAGCAGCCUUCCCCAGAGGACUUGCUCACCCUGCCCCACCCCAGGGGACUGCAAAGAAUCGCCACAGCAGCGGAGACUUGGCUGGCUCCUGCCUGGGAGCUCCUCAGGGGCCAGCAGGCCUAGAUCCCCACCCUCGGGAAUGCAGAGGCUUCUCCGCAUGUGUGUGUGUAGCUGUGUCUGUAUUUAUAUGUAUGUCGCUCUACAAGAAGCAACCUAGUUUAUGGGGCAGCUGGACUUUGCAUGUUAGAGUGAGCCCCCAAGCCCCUUGUCUGCCACCUGUCUCCCCAGGGCCCUGCCCCUCUCUCCCACCCCCUGCUCAGCCAGCCUUGCUGUUCCCUGCAGAAAAAAGAAUUGUGGGAAACUUCAGGACUCUUCCCACCCAUUCCCCAGCGCCUGCCUGCUGGGGCUGCCUGCAUGCCUCCCCCAGAGCCCGGGGGUACCUCACACCCUUUCCCUUCCUCCUUUUAACAAAAGAGAAGAAAGAGUUCAAACCACCACCAGGCUCUGUGGUCUUGCCACCCAUCUGCACCCGUCUGCUGCUGUCUCAGUCACAACAUGGCACUGGAACCUUCUCGCCCAUCCAAGGCUCUUCCCAUGAAGUUAUUUCUGCCUGUGUUCCCAGAAACCCUGCCUACUGCCCAUCCUUUCCUCCUGUCCGACUGAACUGGUCCUGAACUCCAGGGCUAACAGCUGCCUUCCGGUGUGCUUGGGUUUCACAUAGGACCUUUCCUUGUGUGUUAGGGUCCCAGGGCUGGCUGCAGGCUGGACUCUGCAAGCCCAGCCUCCAGCAAACAUGCCGGUUAGAGCAAGGCCCUCCGCCUGAGACGGUGUGCAUAGCCGGCUUCUGUGCAGAGCCAGUGGGGGCUUGGGCAGGGACAGGACGAGCCCAGGGCAGAGUCCAGCCUGCAGCUGAAACCUUUGGUCGCUAAGGAGACUGGCAGCCUAGGAGCCAUAGACGGCAUCCCAGGCUGCUCCCAAGCUGGGGCAGACACCUGCUCUCACCCCAAGGGAGAAGCCUCGGUGUUCCACUCUGCGCAGCACCUCCCCUGCCUGGCUGGUGGUGGGGAAGGGGCUUCCUGGGGCAGCCUCAGCCUUGCACACCUUGUAAGGGGCUGGGCGUUAGAGAAGGAGAGAGGCCAAGGUCUUUGCCCAGCCUUCGGUACAGGCACACCUCACUCUAACUUAGGAUAGCCCGCCUGGCAGUGGGUCUUCUGUGGCUGAUAAUGUGGGUUGGCGAGUUUCUUCUGUUUCAGAAGGUCUGCGGGACUGCCAUCUCUGCACUCCCCUCGGGCAGUCCUGCCUCCUGAGGGCGGUGCUCCUGGGUCAGGUGUUCCCAGAGCUACUGCCUGGCCUCCCUAGCCUGUCUCUGCCCUGCUGGACCCUGGACAGGCUCAGGGGUCGACUCUUCUCUGGCUGUUACCGAAGAAGACUAACUGCUGGGCCCCCGCUCCAGCUGUUGCUUCUGUCCUGGAAUCGUGUCCUUACCCUGAAAACCCUUCCAGCAGCCUCCCAGGCCUUCCUGGCAGAGGAGGUCUAGAGGGGAGCACAGCUCUGUGAGGGCGAUUCUUGUGCAGAGAGGAGGGACGGAGGGGCAGGACACAGGGAGGGGAAGGGUGUCUUGGGCCUCCUGAAUCUUCACCACAGCCUUGUGAUGGGAGAAAUGCUCAGAUAACUGCCAAACGCCCCCCCCCCCCGGAGUGUCAGGAGAUCGCAGAGGCAAGUACGUUCCUGUGGGCGCUCUGCUCUGUAGGGGGUGCAUCUGCCCAGGUUGUCCCAGUGAGCAGGCGGCUGGGGUGCUGUGUGUGUCAGAUGUGGGAGACUGCGCACCCUCAAGAAUUUGCACUCCUGGAGGCGAGGCUCAGCCCUGGGCAGGCCAGUGGGGGGCCUGUAAACAACCCACAGUCCGGUUACUCAGCUGUGGCAGUCCUGGGUUUCCAGCAUGGGCACUGUGGACAUUUGGAGCUGGGUUAGUCUGCCAUGGGACGUCCUGUGCUCUGUGGAUACUGGCCAGCAUCCUGGCCCCCAUCACUAGAUGCCCAUAGCGCCCCCCAGUUGUAACAGAAGUAUCUGCAGACACGGCAAAAUGUCCCCUGAACCCAGGGUUCCCAUAGUUGGCUACAGAGCAGAGCCACCAGGGAGGUCUGUUAAAAAGACCACAGACUUCCAGGUCUCACGGCAUCACAGUCCUUGGGGAGAAGCCCUCACAGUAUUAUUUGCAACGUCCACAGGAUAUUGGUUGAUCAACUUCAGAAUAAAAACCACUUAAUCAUA
Molecule: messenger RNA, 3220 nt
Organism: Mustela erminea (ermine)
Lineage: Eukaryota; Metazoa; Chordata; Mammalia; Carnivora; Mustelidae
Gene: UBALD1
Product: UBA like domain containing 1
Exons: 3
Coding region: 18-701 (227 amino acids)
Molecular function (GO): protein binding
Source: RefSeq, a predicted model, not a curated record